Molecule: messenger RNA, 2366 nt
Organism: Myripristis murdjan (pinecone soldierfish)
Lineage: Eukaryota; Metazoa; Chordata; Actinopteri; Holocentriformes; Holocentridae
Product: ly6/PLAUR domain-containing protein 1-like
Exons: 3
Coding region: 104-529 (141 amino acids)
Biological process (GO): acetylcholine receptor signaling pathway
Molecular function (GO): acetylcholine receptor inhibitor activity
Source: RefSeq, a predicted model, not a curated record
GUCAGCUCCACCAUGCCAGGCUGCCAGCUCCUGUGCCUCUGGACUGUAGACGCAGCGCAAAUUCCUCUCUCAUGUUUCUUUCCAACGCGACACUAAGCAGAGAAUGCGGCUGUUCACUGUCACAACUUUGCUCUUUUUCGUCCUCAACUCGGGGCUGGCUCUGCAGAUCCAGUGCUAUCAGUGUGAGGAGAUGACACACAACGACUGCUCCACCCCAGAGUUCAUCGUCAACUGCACCGUCAACGUGCAGGACAUGUGCCAAAAGGAGGUGCUGGUGAAGGAGGACGGGAUACACUACCGCAAGUCCUGUGCCUCGUCGGGAGCCUGUCUGAUUGCUUCCUCUGGCUACCAGCAGUUCUGCACUGGCAAGCUGAACUCAGUUUGCAUCACCUGCUGUAACACACCGCUGUGUAAUGGACCACGCCAGAAGAAACGGCCCCUACCGUCCACUGCCUCCACCUUGAGCCAGUCACACUCCCCCAUCCUGCCUCUCUCCGUCCUCUUUGUAAUUUCUUUGACCCUGUGCUGACAGACCCUCAGACACUGAGUAAGAUGUGUGAUGCAAAUGUACAAGGAGUUACGGUGGGACAAGACGAGAACUGGAACUGGAUUUGCUGAGACCAUGAAGAAGGCACACACUGACAUGUAUAUUCUUAAAAAGUGAAGAAGGCAUGCAUUGUAUUUGCUCCCUGAAUCCCCAGGCUUUUCGUUGCAGUUUGCCUCCAGAAUCUGAAAGGUCAAAAGAUGUAGACGGUGCUAGGGGAUUUUAUCAUCAAAUGUGUCAACAAACAAAUCUUGCUGCAAGGGGAGCUGGGUAAAGUGAGGUGGAAGACAUUACCGUGGAUGAACCAGGCAUGGAGUGAUACAGCUUCCGGCUAGUUUGUUGAACAAGGGGUGGCAUUUGUCUUUAUUUAACGUACACUAGGAGGUCAACUUAGGUGUCAUGCAGGGAAAAUGAUAAACAGCCUAGGUUCAUUAUUCAUGCCUAAACCCUCAGGCAGAGAGCUCUACUAUUCUAAUACAAUUAAAUACCUUAUAAAGAAUGCCACUGAACGCAACAGUCAUUUUACUGUAUAUUUGUGGAAUAGAAAAAAAGACAAGUGUGUAAAAUAAUAGUGUUUCAUGAAUCUUUGGUAAGACUGCCCCAAAUACAUACAUGGUAGUCCAUUGUGGUAAACUCAGUUAUUUGGCAAAACAAAACAAACCAUUCUACCAAACAUCCUUCAAACAAUCCUACAAUCCUACAACACUGUACAAACAUAACACUGAGUAACAAGCCACUAAUAUACAGUGGAAAGCAUCAGCAGAUCCCCCCUGUCCCGUUUCCAUCCUGUAACUGUCCCACAUGUCAUAUGCUGUAGAUAACGCUGAAGAAGCAUGUUAAUAGUACACAGUUCCUUUAAAAUGACUAGGUUUUGCACUUUCAGAUGGUUGGAAAUGGAACACAAAUACAUCUGUAAAAUCUAGGACAAUGGAAUGAAUGAAUUAUUCUUAUUAUUAUUUUUUUUUUAGGUGUUUUACUCUGCAAUAUCUGAUCAGAGGGUUGGCACUGAAAUCAUCUGCAUCUCUGGUUGAUAGCCAUGUCCAUAUUGUGUGCAUGCUACCCCUUGACUGUAUGGUAAAGUAAAUGAUUAGUGUUAUCGAAAGUGUGAAUAUGGACAUUUUAAUAUUCCAAAGUUGGUACUGAUUUUUACUCUAUGUACUGUACUGGAGAUUCAUAACUACUGAAAACAAAAUGUCAAGUAUGACUCAAAAACAAAAAAAAAGAAAAGAAAAAACAUCAGAGAUAAAAACUAAUGUGUGCCCCAGACAAAGUUGUCUAAUGGAGACAGAGUUGUAUUUGUGCCAACCCUCUAAUCACAUACUGGGGAUGGUGACCAACGCAUCAAACUCCCAAAAGGCGGUCCAGUCUUUUAAAAUGUCGCUAAAUGCUGUUUAUAGUUGCUUUUGCCAUAGUCCUAAGACAAAAACAUGGUAAAGUUGUCUGUGUUGGUGGUUUGGGUAUUGCCCUUGGAGGUAACUUUAAGUUUAAUUUUAAUCAAAACCCCAGCGGGGGUUCAUGUAUAAACUUAACCCCUAAAUGUGCAACCCUACAGCUUUUGAUUAAUCCUUUUCUGAAAUGAUAACAAUUUCACAUUUUUGGCAAAUAUAAGUUAAAGUUCCCAUUGAGAGGUCCCAUCAUGCUUUUCUAUUGUACCAAACUGUCAACUCGGUGUUGUCUGUCUUGGAAAAUUCAAACUUAACUCUUUGUGUUGUGUUUCCUGUGUCCCCGGGUGGCACAACACAAGUGUCCUUGGCUAAAGCAGUUUGUGUCAUGUUUUAUUUUACCCUGUUUACAGUGUUGCAUUAAACUGUGCUGCACCUUA